AUGUUUUCAGGAGAAUGGUCACUUGAGAUCGCGAUAAUUGAUGUACCAAAAGAAAUAUCAUUUCUUAGAUGCUUUGGUAAUCCUUUGUAUGACGCUACUACCAACUUGAUUAAUUUCGAAGAAUUAAGUUCAACCCAAAAUAAAUCUUUACAGUUAGAUGUUCAUCCUCAAGAAAAUAUCGAUCUCUCAAAAUAUUCCUCCCUAGUAUUUACGAUUAAAUAUGUGACGAAAUUUUACAACAUAUUUAAAGGUGGACGUGCGGUAGUCAUAAAAAAGAAUAUAGAUUUAUUAGAGGAGAAAGAAGGCGAACAAUAUUUUUACGACACUCAGAAUACAUACUGCAUUAAAAGAUCCAAGGAUAACUCGACUGAGCUCAUCUGCUUGAAAAUUGCUCCAGAUAUUUUGUUUGAUGGUUUAGUUAUUGUAGACGGAAAAUACGGCUUGUCUAAG
Molecule: messenger RNA, 450 nt
Organism: Acaulospora colombiana
Lineage: Eukaryota; Fungi; Glomeromycota; Glomeromycetes; Diversisporales; Acaulosporaceae
Source: the annotation of a GenBank genome assembly